GCGAGAGUGGGCCACAAAAGGAAAACACAAGAAGGAAACCUUAGGCCCAUUAGACCGACCUCGUCUUCCUUCGUGAUCCCUAUCAUCUGAGCUAUAUAGCCAAAGCCGCUCCCGCUGUUCACGGUUCCUUCGCGGCUCUUGUAGACGCUUUUCGCCCCGAAUAGUGAUUUGCUCCAGCCAACCGAUCAACGAGCAAGAGCAGUCAUGGUUGCCCCCAAGAAGACUAAGAAGACCCAUGAGAGCAUUAAUAAUAGGCUUGCUCUGGUCAUGAAGAGUGGAAAAUACACUUUGGGAUACAAAACCGUUCUCAAGUCUCUCAGAAGCUCUAAAGGAAAGCUGAUAAUAAUUUCCAACAACUGCCCUCCUCUUAGAAAGUCUGAGAUAGAGUAUUAUGCUAUGUUGGCAAAGGUUGGAGUUCACCAUUACAACGGAAACAAUGUUGAUUUAGGAACUGCAUGUGGUAAGUAUUACAGAGUUUGUUGCCUCAGCAUUAUUGAUCCCGGUGAUUCUGACAUUAUUAAGAGCAUGCCAACGGACCAGUAAGAGAUAGGUGUCUAAUUGCUGGCCUGGAUUAUUUUUUUCUUUCCAUGACAUAUUUCUGUUUUUUGUUGUUGUAAAGUUUCAAAAUAUGACUUGUUUUUAUCCUUUUUCUACAAUCUUCAUAGUUGACAUUAUUCCUUAGAAGGUUUUGUCGUUGAUUUUAUACUAUGAUGAUUAAUGUUAAUUUUGUGGUGCAUUGUUGGUUUUGUUUGGUCGUACAAGCCUUGCAUCUUAGUAUGCUGUUCUGCAGUCUAGUUCCUUGCAUACGC
Cuscuta europaea is the source of this 809-nucleotide messenger RNA. The record is from the annotation of a GenBank genome assembly. Lineage: Eukaryota; Viridiplantae; Streptophyta; Magnoliopsida; Solanales; Convolvulaceae.